Molecule: messenger RNA, 476 nt
Organism: Numida meleagris (helmeted guineafowl)
Lineage: Eukaryota; Metazoa; Chordata; Aves; Galliformes; Numididae
Gene: MYCBP
Product: MYC binding protein
Exons: 5
Coding region: 111-422 (103 amino acids)
Biological process (GO): regulation of DNA-templated transcription
Cellular component (GO): nucleus
Molecular function (GO): transcription coactivator activity
Source: RefSeq, a predicted model, not a curated record
CCGAGAGCGAGGCGGGGGGCGGAGCUUCCGGUCCCGUCGCCAUGGCAGCGGUAGGAAGCCGGGGCGCCAUAAAGGAGGCGGGCGCAGGCGGUGCGGGCGCUGCGGGGUAAAUGGCGCACCACAAGGCCGCGGACUCGAAGCGGGAGCAGUUUCGGCGCUACCUGGAGAAGUCGGGGGUGCUGGACACGCUCACCAAGGUGUUAGUAGCCUUAUAUGAAGAGCCAGAGAAACCAAGUAGUGCACUGGACUUUCUGAAGCAUCACCUGGGAGCUUCAGCUCCUGGGAGUCCAGAAGUAGAGGCACUUCGCUUGGAAGUAGCAGAGAUGAAAGAAAAAUACGAAGCUGUGUUGGAAGAAAAUAAAAAACUGAAAAGCAAACUGGCUCAGUAUGAACCGCCUCAAGAAGAGAAGCGUGAUGAAUAGCAGUAGUUCCUCCUUUCAUACCUUGACUUAAUAAAGGGCUUCCUGAGAACUGCA